Molecule: messenger RNA, 2268 nt
Organism: Helianthus annuus (common sunflower)
Lineage: Eukaryota; Viridiplantae; Streptophyta; Magnoliopsida; Asterales; Asteraceae
Product: protein LEO1 homolog
Exons: 12
Coding region: 125-2002 (625 amino acids)
Biological process (GO): transcription elongation by RNA polymerase II; positive regulation of transcription elongation by RNA polymerase II
Cellular component (GO): Cdc73/Paf1 complex; nucleus
Molecular function (GO): RNA polymerase II C-terminal domain phosphoserine binding
Source: RefSeq, a predicted model, not a curated record
GACAGCAGUAGUAACGUUUCUUCGGUAUAUAUAAUCAAUCAAUCGUGUACUGUUUCUUCAUCAUCGGCGGGAGGUCAUUCGAGCUUUAUUCUUCCGAAACAUCAUCAAUCUCCGAUUUACGACAAUGGUGGGCGAAGAGAAACGGCAUCAGAUGAUGCAGAAUCUGUUCGGUGAUCAAUCGGAAGAAGAAGAAGAGGAGGAGGAGGAAGAAGAGGUUGAAUCGGAGCACGAAUCCAACCGACAACCCGAUUAUGCAUCCGAUGAAGGGGAUGUCGGGGCGAAGCCUGAAGGCGAAGAAGUGGUAGAAGGUCAAGGUGAAGCAGAGGCUGGUAGUGAAACAGACGGUGAAUUACAUGAAAUGGAUCAAGAACCCAUGGAGAGUGAAGGUGAAAGAGAUCAAAGCUCUCAAGAAGUAGAUCUCGAAAUUCAACGAGAUGAAAGUGAAGGAAAAGAUUCCGCAAGCGACCAAAUUGGUCAAAGAGGCGUGACAAGCAGGCGCCGAGAAGUUGUCGAGAGUGAAUCUGAACGAUCGGAGGAAAAUCAAUAUAUGGAUCACGCAGAUGAAGAAAUCGAUCAACCUAGAAGUCCAAGGUCACCUGAUGAAGAGAAAGAUGAAGCUCACAUAUCAGAGACAGCUCCCGAGCUCCGUGAUGUAUUUGGCGAAUCAGAUGACGAAGAACCAGCAGAAUACGAAGCUGUUCAGAAUAAUCUAGAUGACGAUGCAAAUAGAUCUCCUAUGGAGGAUGAAGGUUAUGAGAAGGAUCUUAGGCCAGAGGAUAUGUUAGCCGAUGAAGAGGGUCGGUAUGAUUCUGAAGAGGAUAAUGUUGUUAAAGCUAAGGAGAAACCAGUGGGACCCCCUCUGGAGUUAGGGAUACCGCUGCGACCCCCUCCCUCACAUCCUGAAAAGAUGAACAUGAUUAAAGUUUCUAAUAUUAUGGGAAUUGAUCCUAAACCGUUUGAUCCAAAGACAUAUGUUGAAGAAGAUGCAUUUGUUGCUGAUGAAUCAGGGCAUAGCAAACGUAUUCGUUUGGAAAACAAUAUUGUUCGUUACAGGGCUGUUAGAAAUCCCGAUGGAACAACAUCUUAUGAAAGCAAUGCACGUUUUGUGAGAUGGUCGGAUGGCAGCUUACAGUUGCAAAUUGGAAAUGAAGUUCUUGAUAUUUCAGUGCAGGAUGCACAACAUGAUCAAGCUCAUCUUUUCCUUAGACAUGAAAAGGGUAUACUUCAGUCACAGGGGAGAGUCUUGAAAAAGAUGAGAUUCAUGCCUUCGUCUUUAACAUCCAAUUCUCAUAGAUUGUUGACCGCACUUGUUGACUCAAGGCAUAAAAAGGUAUUCAGGGUCAAAAAAACCGUCACUGACAUCGACCCCGAGAGGGAGAAGGAGCAGAAGGAGAAGGCUGAAAGUCAAACAAUUAGGGCUAAUGAACUUCUUAGUAAGAAAAAGGAAAAGGUGAACCGCAAGUAUACACAAACUGUGCGUAGGGAGCGCCAACUUUCACCUGGUUUCUUGGAGGAUGCACUCGAUGAGGAUGAUGAACAAGAUUAUUAUGAUAAUCGGCGUCGACGCCGCUUUGAAGAAGAUCUGGAAAUGGAAGCUCGGGCCGAAAAGCGUAUUAUCAAUGCAAAGAAGUCUCAAGGACACAAAGAUACUUCACGAGGCAAAUCAUCCUUGCAUUCCAUGAAAUCAUCUAGACGCCCGAUUGAUGAUUAUGAAAGUGAAAGGGAAGAAUCUGAGUAUGAAACCGAGGGUGAAGAAGAUGAGCGGUCUCCGCCACGUAGGCGUGCUGAUGUGGCAGACCGUUAUGACGAUGACGAGGAGGAAGAUCAGUAUGAGGAGGCUUUGGCUGAUGAAGCAUCAGAAGAAGAAACAGAGUUGAAGCAUAAGGCUUCAGGAAGCAGUCUCAAGCGCCAUGAGAUAGAAUCAGACGAAGAGUCUCCUCCAAGAAAGGCUGCUGCAUCUCAUCGCCGAAAGGCACUUGUUUAUGAUAGUGAUGAAGAAUAAAAUAUACGCGAGAGUUGAUGUGGAUUCUUCAUAGAACUGCAAACCUAUCAGAACAAUGCAAUGAAGACCACAACUGAUCAACAAUGAAACUAACUGCGCAUAUUCUCUUUCUGUUUCUGCUCGUAGCAAUCGUAUUUGCCUGAACAUCAACAUAUUUUAAGUUACAAAUCACAUAGCAGUUUUCUGAAGUUUUUCUGUAGCAUCCAUCAUAUGGACAAGUUAUGUACUUUCUUUUUCUAUAUAUGAUCUUUUCAUAAUUUUCUUCA